Schistosoma turkestanicum is the source of this 2212-nucleotide messenger RNA. NCBI's taxonomy places the organism in Eukaryota, Metazoa, Platyhelminthes, Trematoda, Strigeidida, Schistosomatidae. The record is from the annotation of a GenBank genome assembly.
GGGGUUUAUUAUUUUGUUUGAUUAAAACGUUGGUCAACAGAAAAAUUUCUCUGAUUGUUAUGAUAAUAAAUGCCACCAUAUCAAUGGUGUGUAUAAAAUAAAGAAAAACUUAUCCUUUUUUCUAUGAAUGUUAUCUGAUCCGGGAUUUCGUGAACUUAUCUCUUUACCAUUAUCUCCAGCUAUAUUACAUGGGCUUACACGUGCUGGAUUUAAUUGUAUUUCAGAAGUAGCUGGAUUAAGUGUGGAUCGUUUGGCUUCUAUUAGUGGAGUUAGCACUAAAGCUGCUCGUAAUGCACUAGAUGUUAUUCAUCGUUAUAAUCAAUCAUCUAUUGAAUGUAUGGAUAUGAGUAGUAUUGGUGUAUUCGGUUUACGCACAGCAUGGGAUUUACUUGGUGCAUCACAAACAGUCGAUGGGAAUAUUACAGAUGAAAAAAAGCGAUAUAAUUAUAUCGUUAGUAUGUGUCGAAGUUUUGAUGAUCUUCUUGGUGGAGGUUUUCCAACUGGACGAUUAACUGAAUUAUGCGGUGAACCAGGUGUUGGAAAGACCCAAUUCUGCCUUCAAGCUUGUGUAAAUGUGCAAAUUCCUAAAUGGUUCAGUGGUCUCAAUGGACAAGCUUUAUUUCUAGAUACUGAAGGUAAUUUCAUACCGGAACGUGUUCGACAAAUAGCUUCUGCUUUAGCAAAUCAUUGUAAACGUCAUUAUAUUGAAUCAAAUCCAGGAAGAACAGAUGAAUCUUUUAUUAAACAAUAUUGUCCAACUGUUGAAAGUCUAAUGUCUGGAAUUCAUUACAUACGAAUAACUGAUCAUUUGAAGCUACUAGCUGUUUGUCGACAUUUAGAACAAUUUUGUGAUCAACAUCCUUUGAUUCGAUUGAUUGUGGUUGACAGUAUUGCUCUCCCAUUUCGUUACGAUUUUGACGAUAUUCCUCAACGUAAUCGAUUAUUGGCAAGUGUAACACAAAUGUUACUCUGUAUUGCUGGACGUCAACAGGCUGCAGUUAUUCUUACAAAUCAAAUUACAACCAAAUUCCAUGUACAACAUCUGAACUCAGAUCAAUGUGAUUAUAUUUUGGAAGAAGAAGACGAAGUGGGAAAGGAACAAUCCAAGAAUAAUCAAAACUCACAUUUAGUACCUGCACUUGGAGAUAGUUGGGGACAUAUUUGUUCUCUUAGAGUUUUUUUAACACGUUUAACAACAGGUAUUCGUCAAGCACGAUUGCUUAAACAUCCUGGAAGACCAUAUGGUGUGGGUUAUUAUCAGAUUACAACUGGUGGUAUUCGUGAUCUUGUUCAAAACGACAAAUCAACUAAACACUUGCCGAAAUAAUUUUUUUUUUACAAAAAAUUCUAAUAAGACAGUAUUUCAUUAUUUUACUGGACAUACAACGAUGAUACUUUUUUUUGAGAAAGAAUAGGCAUAAACUGUUUCCUACUUCCACUUUUUGUUUGAAGAAAUUUAAUGAUCAUGAGACAAAUCAAAGCAAUUUCUCAGCAUUAAAGCAUUUAAAUUUUAUUUCAACGUGAUAUAUACACGUUAUUUAUUAGUCUGAUGUUUUGAUGGAUGUUUGGUAAACUAAUCAAUCCCGUAUACAUAGGAUUACAAAACGAAACUGUGACAAGAAUAAGCAAACGAACCUGAUUACAUACAUCAUCACUGGUGACUGGCUGAUUAUUUUUAUACCCUUUUACAUCAUUGACUGGAAUACACAUGUAAUGAGAGAGAGAACUCAUUGCAUGACUGGAAAAUACUUUUUUUUGUUUUGUUUUAUUAAAUACGUGAUAAUAAAUAGUUUCACAUAACAAAAAAAGAAAGGCAAUUUAGGGAAUAUUCCAAAAAAAAACAAAAGUAAGAAAGCAGGAAUUUUCAUUGAAAUUAUUAAAACACUGUUGUGUAUAUGUAGCAGGUUGGAGAGAUUGAUUGAUCGAUUCAUUGAUUUCGAUGUUGAUAUUUGAAUUCAAUUCAAAAUAAAUUGAAGCAUAAUUAUUAUAUGUAUUGAUGAAAAAGUGGAAAGUUAUAAAAUGAAUAGAUCUAUGUAUAUCUCUACAUAUAUAUAUGUAUAUUUAUCAUAAUCAAUCGAUUGUUGGUGUGAACUUUGCAAAAAGCAAAACCGUAAAUAAGGAAAAAAGAGUUUUUCUUUCCCAAGCAGAGAAUAUCAGUUUUGUAAGGGACAACAACAUUUACUACUAACACUACUACUACUACAAUUACAAA